This is a messenger RNA of Microcebus murinus (gray mouse lemur), 5259 nucleotides long. It is a transcript of the gene SEPTIN11, whose product is annotated as septin 11. The record is from RefSeq and is a predicted model, not a curated record. NCBI's taxonomy places the organism in Eukaryota, Metazoa, Chordata, Mammalia, Primates, Cheirogaleidae. Gene Ontology annotation, molecular function: GTP binding.
GCGGAGCCGAGCGCUGGCGGUGGCCAGAGGCGGCGGAGGGCGGCCGGGCACAGCGGGAGCGGGAGCGGAGCCGCCGGCGCGAUGGCCGUGGCCGUGGGGAGACCGUCCAAUGAAGAGCUACGAAACUUGUCCCUCUCUGGCCACGUUGGAUUUGACAGUCUUCCCGACCAGCUGGUCAACAAGUCCACUUCUCAAGGCUUCUGCUUCAACAUCCUGUGUGUCGGUGAAACAGGCAUCGGCAAAUCCACGUUGAUGGACACUCUAUUUAACACCAAAUUUGAAAGUGACCCAGCGACUCACAAUGAACCAGGCGUCCGGUUAAAAGCCAGAAGUUAUGAGCUUCAGGAGAGCAAUGUGCGCCUGAAGUUAACCAUCGUUGACACUGUGGGAUUUGGAGACCAGAUAAAUAAAGAUGACAGCUACAGGCCCAUCGUGGACUACAUCGACGCGCAGUUCGAGGCCUACCUGCAGGAGGAGCUCAAGAUCCGCCGCUCGCUCUUCGACUACCACGACACGCGGAUCCACGUGUGCCUGUACUUCAUCACGCCCACGGGCCACUCGCUCAAGUCCCUGGACCUGGUCACCAUGAAGAAGCUGGACAGCAAGGUGAACAUCAUUCCAAUCAUCGCAAAAGCUGACACCAUCGCCAAGAACGAGCUGCACAGAUUCAAGAGCAAGAUCAUGAGCGAGCUCGUCAGCAACGGGGUGCAGAUCUACCAGUUCCCCACGGACGAAGAGACCGUGGCGGAGAUCAACGCGACAAUGAGCGUGCACCUCCCGUUCGCGGUGGUCGGCAGCACGGAGGAGGUGAAGGUCGGCAACAAGAUGGCCAAGGCCAGGCAGUACCCGUGGGGCGUGGUGCAGGUGGAGAACGAGAGCCACUGCGACUUCGUGAAGCUGCGCGAGAUGCUGGUGCGCGUCAACAUGGAGGACCUGCGCGAGCAGACGCACGCGCGCCACUACGAGCUGUACCGGCGCUGCAAGCUGGAGGAGAUGGGCUUCCAGGACCGCGACCCCGACAGCAAGCCCUUCAGUCUUCAGGAGACAUACGAAGCAAAGAGGAAUGAAUUCCUAGGAGAACUGCAGAAGAAAGAAGAAGAAAUGAGACAAAUGUUCGUCAUGAGAGUGAAGGAGAAAGAAGCCGAACUUAAAGAGGCAGAGAAAGAACUGCACGAGAAGUUUGACCUCCUGAAGCGGACACACCAGGAAGAGAAGAAGAAGGUAGAAGACAAGAAGAAGGAGCUUGAGGAGGAGGUGAACAACUUCCAGAAGAAGAAAGCAGCAGCCCAGCUACUACAGUCCCAGGCCCAGCAGUCUGGCACCCAGCAAACCAAGAAAGACAAGGAUAAGAAAAAUGCAAGCUUCACAUAAAGCCUGGCAAGCCAAGGAUGUUCCCGCAUUCACCUGCUUUUGCAGUAAUGUCGUAUCUCUGCCAUUUGUGUCCUUUAGUUGUUUUUUUGUUUGUAUUUUUUUUUACCCUUCCCCAAACACCAAUAACUAAUAACUCAUUUUGCUGAAUAUUGUUGGGUGGCGGGGAAAUGGUAGAACGAGGGGUAACGGCAAAAGCUCUGUGCAGCUGGACUCUGUUUCCGGAAAGUGAGUGAUUGGCCUCUUAUGCCUGUUGCGAAUGGCAGCGGGCAGCAGGCCUGUCACUUGUGUGUUGGCUUUGGACUGAGGAAAGUGGGGUACACUGCUGCCUGUGCGUCCGACGUGGAUACUUCUGACCGCCUCUGCAGCCGAACUAAAAGCCUGAAUAGCCGUGACAGCCGCUUGCGUUUUCUCGGUUUCUCCAGGAUCACAUGGUCCCCUAAACUCACUGCCUUUUCUUCCCCACUUGCCCCAAACCAAGGUAGAUCUGUACGUAGACAGAAUAGUGGGUAAGCAUCAUGUGUGACUUUUACACUUGCGUGACAUUUUCGCUUUAGUCAAUAACAUUAUCUGGCCUGAGAUCGUGGGUCUAUUCAGACUGGCCCCUCUGAUGGCUUCAAACAGCAUCUGAACACACGGACCUUCAAACGCUGGCUAAGGUGGAGUCCUCUGUACAAGAAAACUCUGAUCAUGUUCACACUUGCUGGUGCACCCUCAACCCUCUCUCAGAGAUCUCAAAGGUUGGAUCAUAAAACAUUCUUUAGUAGAAGAAUCUUCUACUAAGGAUAGUGGGCUUCCCACAACCUACUUAACUAUUUAAAAUAAAAAAUCUUUAAUAAUAACACAUCUAAAUUUGCUCUCCCUGGGCUGAGGGGAGGACCCUAAUGACUGCUAUCGGUGCUUCUAAUAAAAAUUUUCACUGAUCAAGAGGAGAAAAUUUGUACAAAUAUUUCACACAGAAAAUCUGCUGUAAACCCUGUGUCGUCAGCAGCACAAAUCUGAAGGGAUCUUGUCCGUUUAAGAUGGAAAAGGGAAGGAACACAACACAACCAGUGAGUUCGAGAAAGUAGAAAUGUUUCACAUUCAGCUUGCUUGUUUAGUCUCCUUUCAAUAUUUGGCAAUAAAAAGAAGAAACAGAAGAGCUGGAGUUUGAAAUCCAGUUGUCUUGAAGGAAUGUUCCAUACCUUUCCCUGAGCAUGAGUAGCUCUCUCUUUUCUGUGUGUUUGAGGCUAUGGACUCCUCCAGGAUGAGGACUAACCCCUCCUAUGCCAGCCCAUACCUACAUGCUUAAUUUGUACAGAAAAGGGUGUUUUAAUCUCUUUUCUGUACUGUUCCUUUCUGAUGCUUAUCCUCGCAUCUGCUUUUUCCCUAACAAGAUCCUCCCAGCCUUCUAACUGUAGUCUCCUGUUUCUUACUUGAAAGGCUAACGUUUCUCAUGAACCCACUUCCCCCUGCAUUUUCCUUCUGGCCUUCACUAUUUGUGGGGUAAGUAAAUAGGAUAGUGCACCUCCCCUGACACAUAUUAAAAAAAAAAAUUAAGUCUGUAUUUGAUUCCAACAAAGAUUUGUUUUUCCCUUUUUGUCCUCAACAUACUUAGAGAAAAGAAGGAAUGGUCUUUCUUCCAUGAACUGAUUAAGGCUUAAUUAGGCAAAGUAAGAAGAUCAGUUUCAUUGAAGCCCAAACGAAGGUGGAAUAGAAACUGCAAAGAGAAACAACAGCACUAGUGGUCUUCACAGGUGUAGGAGCUACUGGACCAGUAUAGAUCGUGUUUAAUCUCGUCCGAAGCUAGCUGUGGAGCAGCCAAUGCAGUAGCCGGCAUGCUGUUGCUAACCACGGGCUGAGCUUGCUCCUGUGUGUGCCCCAGGCAAAAGCUGGAAUCUGUGUCGUGCGCUUGCUCAACCACUGUUUGUGUGAGCGUUUUUGUGCCUUGUACCAGGAAGUACACUUUUAAAUUCUGCUUCUAGCAUCACUAAAACCUUUGAAAAAAAAAAUGAGCCUAACAACAAAAGGCAUCCAGCUGACUUUUUGAUUCCAAGAUGAUUGAUUACUGUUUUAGGCAUUACAUUUUUCACAGCAAAAUAAACCAUAUGUGGAGAGUCAGGGAAUAAAGAGUCAAAAGAAACAUUUAGAAGCAGUUUUUUCUUUUUUUCAAUGUGUUGCUUCUGAACUUUUCCUCCCACGCGCACUGGCCCUGUUUAGUUUGUUAUUGCUGCUUUUUUCUUUCUGUGUCUGCCUUUUUUCACAGUAGCCCUUGGCUGUGCACGGAAUAAAUGACACCCUCCAAUCUAAUUGGAUGUGCGUCCGCCUUUGCAUGUAAGUACAGUAGCAAGAAACCUUUGAGAGCUUUCUGACUUUUUAAAGUUAGAGAAAACAAAUGGGAUGGAUGGAUUUUUUUCUUGUUUUUUUAGAGGGGAAGUAGGGAGAUAAUGGUUUGAAUAGCCUUUUUUUAUUUUUUAAAUAAAAGCCAAACAACCAAAUACAUUUUAAAUGGCCAUAUUUCUAAUUUUUUUUCCCACAAGAAUCAGAUAAAUUCAACUUCUUGAUCUCAAUGUGGAAGUCUGCUAAAAAUUGCUAAUCCCCACCGAUGUUCUAAACAACACCCAUUGGGUAUUGUUGGAUAUUUCAGAGGGGCCUUGGCUCUGGCUAUAGAGAUCCAGUUAGAAUGAGAAACUACUGCCUUCCACUGGAGCAAUCUAAGAGGAAAAAAUGUUUAUGCCAGGCUGCCUUUAUGACCACUUAAUUUUAUCUCAGUUUAAUGGUCUCUCCCUGGUGUAACUGCUGGCAGUGGUCACCUUUUUGUGGGGGCAGGCAGGUAGCUCCAGCUGGCUUUCAUCUUUUGUUCAAAUAUAACGACCAUCUUUUUACUUCUGGGCUUUAGAUACCGGUAACAGUUUUAUGUGCUGUAGGAUGUGGUGAAAAGCAUUUAUGAGAAUUUAUUGGCAAUUCAGAGACUGUUUUCCCAGGUUAGACUCUUCAUCAAUCGGUGAAGGUUUUGUCCAAAAAGGGUAUCUCAAAAGGGGGAUUGAUGUAAUGCUGGACACAGGUUACUUACGAUUGUCCCUCUCUGCUUUGUAACUCACCAGCUGUGACACUUACGCUGCAUAUCUUGUGCACCUCAAUCGAAAUAGACUUGGUUUCCUUGCUUUCUUCCCACAUCCAUACCUGUUUCCUGUACACACUGAGUCAGGGUUUCCAGCUAUCACUGACCCACCUCGCACUGUCUCUGUGUGGUCCCACCAAACCGUCCACGCAGACCCCUCUGUUUUGCCAUUGGCAAGUGUCUGGAAUUGUCCAAUCACAGCUCCCACAUGUUCUGGUUCCAUUGACGGGACAUGUAGGUGGUGACUCUUUAGUGGGAAUUACAACCUGCAAAGUCUAGUUUGUGUGUAGGUAUGAAGGGAUUUUUUAAAAAUACAUUGAAAAAUCAAGCUGUGAAUAGCAUUAGAACUUUUGUCUAUUUCUUUAAAAUAUGCUGAUAUGCCUUAAACCGUAGUUGUAGAUCCUUUGUCAUUUUGCUAUUUGAAAAUAACUGUUUUCUAAGACUGUUGUGUAAUCUACUUUCUAUGUUAAUGCAGAAUUGUCCUAUGUAAGCAGCAUGUUAGACAUUUGUCUUUUUUUAAAAAAACUAAAUUGUAUUGAUGUGAAGUAUACCAUUUCUCACAUACGAAAGUCGUGACUUGGUGACGUGCUCGGUGAUUUGGUGUCUAUUAAGGCAGGAGAGCAGCGGACAGGCAAUCUACGCAUAUAUCACUAGUGCCAAGACUCAAAGCGGGGGAAAUACAUUUUUACCCAAACGUUGUUUUGUGUGCCCUUGUGUGAGUUUUUUUAGUCGCUGCUUGACGUGUGUGUACACAUGCUUGUUCUGUUGGAAUAAAGAAAUAGGGUGGCAGA